This is a messenger RNA of Ficedula albicollis (Collared flycatcher), 917 nucleotides long. RefSeq names its product syndecan 4 (gene SDC4). The coding region runs from base 16 to 627 and encodes 203 amino acids. Lineage: Eukaryota; Metazoa; Chordata; Aves; Passeriformes; Muscicapidae. Gene Ontology annotation, biological process: cell migration. Gene Ontology annotation, cellular component: membrane; cell surface. The transcript has 4 exons. The record is from RefSeq and is a predicted model, not a curated record.
UUUCUGGUGGAAGUGAUGUGGUCAGGCUCUGAAGCUUCUGUGAAAUGCUUCUGGAGAAUUGUCUCAUAUUUAACAUGUCUCCACUCUCAUAUACAGGUGAGAGAAACUGAAACCAUGGAUGCUGGAUGGCUUGACUACCCUGCCUCUGGAGACUUGCCAGAUGAUGAAGACAUCGGUGAAUUCAGGCCUCACUUAACCACUGAUGGAUUAGAUAUAGAUGAGACAUCUGGGUCAGGAGACUACCCAGACUCUGAAGAUGGCUUGUAUCUGACCACCAUGGAUACUGCUGUGAUAUCUGACAACUAUAUCCCUGGAGAUACUGGGAGAAAAAUAGAAGGUGAGAAGGAAAACACAAUGGUGGACAAUGAAAUCAUUCCAGACAAAGCUGUACCUGUUGAAGAGAACCUGUCCAACAAGAUCUCCAUGGCAAGCACAGCCAACAGCAGCAUCUUUGAAAGAACAGAAGUCCUUACAGCUCUCAUUGCAGGAGGAGCAGUGGGUCUCCUGUUUGCCAUCUUCCUGAUCCUGCUCUUGGUCUAUCGCAUGAAGAAAAAGGACGAGGGCAGUUACGACCUGGGGAAGAAACCCAUCUACAAGAAAGCCCCCACAAACGAGUUCUAUGCCUAAAGCAGCACCUUGUGCCCAUCAAGGGACAAACAGACUGUAUGGAAACACUGUGCCCUCAGAUGAGAUGUGCUGAACAAAUGCUUUUUUAUUUUUUUGGAUUGAAUUUCAAAGUGACUUUGAGAAAAAACAAACUUCCUUCGUGACCCUUCCCAUCCCGCUCAGCUAACAAGGGCCCAAUGAAAUACAAAGAGUCUGAAAAAAAACUUCAGUGUAUUUUUUUUCUCUCUAAGUUAGUGUAAAAAGAAUAAAGAUGCCAAAUUUUCUGCUUGGUUUUAUAGAGGGUAUAUAAA